Messenger RNA from Neolamprologus brichardi, 1713 nucleotides. Lineage: Eukaryota; Metazoa; Chordata; Actinopteri; Cichliformes; Cichlidae. The record is from RefSeq and is a predicted model, not a curated record.
AUGUCUGACUUUUUCCACAUUCAGUACUGGAAACAACCCAAGGAGAGCCAUCAGCACAGAUCCCUGCAGUGUGGUGCAGCAGAUCAUGGUGAUGGGCGCACUGUGGCUAUCAAAAGGAUUCACACAAAGACGUUCUCUCUGUCCAAAACCAUCAGACAGGAAGUCAAGCAAGUCAGGGAGCUUGAUCACCCCAACCUGUGUAAGUUUAUCGGUGGCUGUGUUGAGGUGCCAAAUGUUGCCAUAGUGACAGAGUACUGCCCAAAAGGAAGCCUUAACGAUGUCCUUCUUAACGAGGAGAUCCCACUUAACUGGGGAUUCAGGUUUUCCUUCGCCACAGACAUCGCCAGAGGGAUGUCGUACCUGCACCAACACAAGAUCUGUCACGGCCGACUGAAUUCUCUAAACUGUGUCUUAGACGACCGCUGGGUCUGCAAAAUAACAGAUUACGGUCUGAGAACCUACCGCACGGGCGAUGGGGCGGAGCCUCUUUCCACCUAUCAGCAGAGGCUCUUGGAAGUGUACUUGCCGCCUGAGUUUCAGGACUCUAACACGGAGCCAACACUGGCAGGAGACGUGUUCAGUUAUUCCAUCAUCCUGCUGGAGAUUGCAACUCGCAGUGAUCCGGUCCCUGCAGAGGAGUCAAACCUCGAGUGUUCCUGGUGUCCUCCUCUUCCUGAAUUGAUCUCCAGUAAAGCUGACAACACCUGCCCCUGUUCCGCUGACUAUGUAGAGCUGAUUCGGCGAUGUCGCUCUCAUAACCCUACCCACAGACCUACCUUUGAACAGAUCAAGAAGUUUGUGCAUCGAAUUAACCCCAUCAAAACCAGCCCAGUGGACAUGAUGAUGAACCUGAUGGAGAAAUACAGCAAACAUCUGGAGGUGUUGGUGGCUGAGCGGACUCAGGAUCUGAUGCAUGAGAAACAGAAAACUGAUAGGCUGCUAUACAGUAUGCUUCCCAAACAGGUUGCUGAUGACCUCCGUCAGGGAAAACCCUCCCAAGCUCAGAGCUAUGUCAGUGCUACCGUCUUCUUCAGUGAUAUAGUGGGCUUCACCCAGCUGUCCAGCAGCAGCACUCCUUACCAGGUCGUGGACUUCCUUAACAAGCUCUACACAACUUUCGAUGACAUCAUUGACAAUUACGAUGUCUACAAGGUAGAAACCAUCGGAGACGCAUAUAUGGUGGUCUCUGGUGUUCCACAGGAGAACGGGAUACUCCACGCCUCAGAGAUCGCCAGCAUGGCUCUGGAUUUGGUGGGCGUCUGUCGCACCUUCAGGAUCCCCCAUAAACCCAACACUCAGCUGCAGAUACGAGCUGGGAUACACUCCGGUCCAGUGGUGGCAGGGGUGGUUGGGACAAAGAUGCCUCGUUACUGCCUGUUUGGAGAUACUGUGAACACAGCAUCGAGGAUGGAGUCAACAAGCGUUGCCCUGAAGAUCCAGUGCAGCUCCAGUGUAUUUUACCUACUGGAAGAGAUUGGUGGCUACGUGUUGGAGUGCAGAGGAACACUUCAGGUCAAGGGUAAAGGUGACAUGGUUACUUACUGGUUGGAAGGGAAGAAGACUUCUCUGGUCUCCAAGGACAUCAUUGCAGACCCGAAGACAGCCAAACUCAUCACCACGGAGACAGAAGAGGAAGCAGAGAAGAAGCAAGAGCUGUAUUCAUCAAUACCGGGGUAUCUGAAUGACGAUCUUCUCCUGGACCCGGCCUGAACC